Messenger RNA from Sycon ciliatum, 2101 nucleotides. RefSeq lists its product as uncharacterized. The transcript has 6 exons. Gene Ontology annotation, cellular component: neuron projection. The record is from RefSeq and is a predicted model, not a curated record. The coding region runs from base 84 to 1880 and encodes 598 amino acids. Lineage: Eukaryota; Metazoa; Porifera; Calcarea; Leucosolenida; Sycettidae.
GGACAACACGAUAGAGGAUUUAUAUAGCGAGCAAGAAAAGAAGAAGAACUUUGAACGGAGAGAGAUUUGGCGUUGUUAGAAAUAUGGCGGCUACCCGGUGUAAGCUCCGUCAGAUGUGGAUUAUCGCAACUGUCGUCUUGUUCCACCUGUACGUAGCAGCUGCUCAAGACAUCACAGUCACAGUCUCACCAGAACGGCGCGUGGUGGCAGCCGGCCGGAGUGUGGGAUUUGAAUGUGGAUAUGUAUUGCCACCAGGGCAUAGAUUUACCAGCGUGAUCUGGCAAAACUCCAAGACCGGCACCACACUGCCGGCUAACCGACACCAGACUACCCGGGACGGCAUUCUCGUCAUUGAUCGUGUGACAGAGUCGGACAGCGGCAUCUACACGUGUGCCGUGCAGUCCUACGCAGAGCAUACCCAGCAGACACACCGAAGCUGGGGACAUGCUGCUCUCUCUGUUGUGGCCCGUGGCAGCCAAGGCCAAGUGAGGCCGACGGUGCAUGUUCUACCGGGAGGGGACUACGGUGGACUGGUUCGCUUGAGGCCAGGCCAGAGCGUGGAGCUCACGGGACUUGCUACUGGCCACCCGCAGCCAUUUAUCACCUGGAAGAGAGCCUCGGGGAAGGCGUUGCCACGCAAUCGUCACCGCAUUGCGAAUGGCAAGCUGGAAAUUACCAAUGUUGUGAUCCCGGAUGAUAUUGAUGAGUAUGUCUGCACAGCAACUAAUCCACUCAGCUCAUCACAGGAGAGCCGUUUCUUGGUUGGUGGUUGGUCAAGCUGGGGCCAAUGGGGCAUGUGCUCAACGUCAUGCGGUGCUGGACAGCAACGCCGUCGGCGAACGUGUAUCGUUCCACCGACACUACACCGCAUGCUCAAACGGCUGGCCUGCAGAGGCUCAGACAAUGAACCACGCACCUGUAAUGCUGGAGCAUGUUUUGUUCCAACACGUCCGCCACCACCUCCAACAACUACUCCAUACCGUCCACCCACUAGAGCUCCAGCUCCUGUUCGAACCCGCCCGCCCGUUACCACUAGACCUCCUGUGCGUGCAACACCGCCGCCACCUCGCGAGGUGGUUACCCAGCCACUUCGUGUGCAAACCACGCCUCGUGCUGCCCCACUGGCUGUUACACGUGCUCCGUCACCUCCGAUGGCUCCCGGAUCCGGUCUUAAACCUGUGGGCUGCUUCCGUGAUCAUGUUGGUCGCCGUGUGCUGCGAUUUCACUACCGAAACUACUGGAGGUUUGUGCGGAGGAUGGUACCAACACUCUGUGUCAGCCACUGCCAACGAUACGGUCAUCGCUACGCUGGAGUCGAGAACUUUGCAGAGUGCUUCUGCGGUAGCAUGGAUGUACGGUCAGCUGUGCGGUCCGACCAGUGCACUAAUCCCUGCGGUGGCAAUCCCGGUCUAGCCUGUGGUGGACGCAAUGCAUUGUCAGUCUAUGAAGUGCCGCUGGCUCGAGCAAAAGCGUGUGAAACAUCAAAGUGGGACAGAUGGACACAAUUAAUUGAGUCAUGUGGCUGGGCUGUGCAGAGGCGUGAUCGCUACCUGCGUAACCCACGCCUGCAAUGCCCCAGGGUGCCCAACCUGCGACAGGAACGUCUGAUCAAGAUCAAGCCGUGCCCGCCCGACUUCUCGCUGACGCCAUCGACGUGUCGGCGUGUGCCAGUGACGAAGAGAAUCUCGUAUAAUCUGAGCUCCACCAUCCAUUGUCUUAGCGACACACCGAUCACACUCUACUACUGCAAGGGACCACCGACUUGUUCUCGCUGCACCUACUCCAAAACGACCAGCCGGAAUGUCAAGUUCACAUGCGGUCCAGCACGUAGCAAGGUUACCAUACGCGUGGCUGAAAUUCUCGCCUGCCGCUGUCGCUGAUGACAUGCCUUUCCAUCUUAUCACACAGUAACAUUCUUCAAAACUUUUCAUUCGCUCAAACUAAUCAAUGCAUAAUUUGAAAGUUUUGCAAAUUUCCAUUAAAUGCUUGCUUGUAGCACGAGCUAAAAUUUCGCAUGCAUAAGCACUUUCUGAAAUCUUUCCAAAUUUGAACAUGUCUUUCCUAAACUUAAAUAUUGAUGAACAAUUCUGACAGACAGGGA